Molecule: messenger RNA, 1504 nt
Organism: Pseudo-nitzschia multistriata
Lineage: Eukaryota; Bacillariophyta; Bacillariophyceae; Bacillariales; Bacillariaceae
Source: the annotation of a GenBank genome assembly
CCUCGUGUCGGCGUUGCAAGUUGGUAGCGAGGAAACCUUUCGUCGUGUCUCGCUUGGUCGUGUGACCACAAAAGCAAAAUGGCGAUUGCUCUACUAAUAGCAUUCUUUUCGUUUGUUCYGCGGGGGAGCAUUAGCAACAAUGGGUCUGCGGCCCAAAGAGGCCCGGCUCGAUUUGAAGUUCUAUCGAUAGUUUCGUUGAUGGUGUCUGUGCUGUUGCUCGGCGAAACACGGGACACGGCGCUCGCCCUUUCCUCGCCGUCGCCCAUGGGAAGCCUCGAUGCCCUCGUAUCCCGCAUCCAGACCGCACAAUGUGCRCUCCAGGUAUCUGUGGGGCGAAUUCCGGGGACCGCCAUGCCAAAAGAGUGGGCGRCAUCGGGGGCCAAACUCGGUUUUCUGUUGGAAGUGGAGUUUUGCGAUGAGCCGUGUGCCGAUUUCGAAAUGACCAAGGAACGCCUGUUGCUGGGACUGCCGUCCGCUCCGGGAACAGCCUCACCGUCGACACGGCCUCCAUCUGGGAGCUUCAAGGCUGUCGAGCCCCUCAACGAUCCGACCUUUGUCACAGCCGAAGGUCAACAAACCAUACAAGUUACGGAAGGAGCUUAUGGCUGCGACCUCCAAAACUUCCAAUCACAGCAAUACGGGUUGCGGUUCUUUUUGGAUUUCCCGGAGGGGGCCAAGCGGAACGACGUCGAGCUCCCGGCCGAAAGGAUUUAUUUCAUCUCUUCGUGCUGGAUCAAGGACGAGGUGGCCCUCGAACGGGCCCGAAACCGCCACAAGGAACUGAGGAUGCGUCUGGGUGAACUCCGAGAGAAUCUCUCGUCGCUGUCAUCGGACCAGCAGGGGAUUCUGGGCAAGGUUAUGGGUCUGCGACAAAUGACCUUGUGCGUGGAACAGAUAAAGGCACUGGAAGACCAGCUCGCCGAACUCGAGCAGACAUAUCCCUUGCAAGAGCCGGAAAUGAUUACUUCAGAUUCUCCGCAACGACGCCGAGAAUUUCUAGAAGGCCCCAAGGGCCUGCUCUUUGCCAAGGAUGGAGUCAUUGCUGUCAAACGAUAUCGUGGAGCGAUGGAAACCCGAGAGCAAUAUCACUGGGUAGGAACCUUUUCUUUUGAGGAAUUUUUUGAGGAUUUAGACGGAGAUGAGUAGGAGGGAGGGAGUUCAAAGUAACAACUACGAUGACAUUCGGUGAAGAGAGGAAAGCCGAAUCAGUGGGAGUUUCACCGGCCAACCACGCAAAGAACAUACGGGCUACUCAACCGCCUUUUGUCGAUGCGACGAUGUUCUAUCGAUCGAGACAAUUGAACUUGACUUUUGUCGAAGAGAUGGACAAAUCAAUUUUGGAGUGCAAAAAAGAAAAUGUCACGUACGAAAUAUUCAAUAUGUGAAUACAACAUGGCUUUCUGAAAAUUAUGAUACUGCUACCGGACGACACAAUUCAUGCUUUCAGUCAACCAAAUUUCUUUGAUUUUUAUUGCAAUGUACAAAAUAUAUCAAGACAUCUUGU